Micropterus dolomieu (smallmouth bass) is the source of this 3678-nucleotide messenger RNA. RefSeq names its product phospholipase D family, member 3 (gene pld3). Gene Ontology annotation, molecular function: catalytic activity. Lineage: Eukaryota; Metazoa; Chordata; Actinopteri; Centrarchiformes; Centrarchidae. The record is from RefSeq and is a predicted model, not a curated record. The transcript has 12 exons. The coding region runs from base 213 to 1667 and encodes 484 amino acids.
ACUGUCCCGGUCCUUUAACUAAGCUGUGAACGGGCACUUUCUUUGUCUUUCCUGUAAUUAACAGUGAAACAACAAUCUUAAAUGUGAUCGUGUGUGAAGAACAAACGUCGACGUUGCUAUAUGCUGGAUUUUAAUCAACCUGGACGACUGAUCACAGAGCCGCAGAACAUCAUCUGACCUGAGCUGACGCUUCUGCCAUUUUGUCUUUGAAAAUGAAGACGGACAUGGCUUAUAACCAGCUGGUGGACGUUGAGAGGAGGAGGCAAGAAUCCAACAGGAAUGCACAGCUGUAUUCCAGAUGUCUGAUAGCUUUGGCCACUGUGGCUACUGUGCUGCUGGCAGCCACGGCCGUCUACAACCUCCUGUUACCGAGGGUUUCCUCCUCCCAUCCUGCCCCGAGCAGCAGCCUCUGUCAGCCCCAGGUCGAGUCCUGCACAGACCCCUGCAGGAUCGUUCUGGUGGAGAGCAUCCCUGAAGGGCUGGAGUUUAAUUCCAGCGUCACUCACCCCUCCAUCUUCCAGGCCUGGCUCAACCUGAUGGCCGAGGCUCGCAGCAGUAUCGACAUCGCCUCCUUCUAUUGGACGCUCACUAACAAAGACACUGGCACUCAUGAGCCAACGGCCAAUCAGGGUGAGACCAUCCUGAAGACACUAGCUGAGCUUUCAGGGAAGGUGUCCGUUCGUAUCGCAGUCAACACACCACAGAGCAGCCAACCGCAAGACGACCUCGCGCUGCUAAAAGACUCAGGAGCUGAUAUCAGGACAGUUAACAUGAGAGAGCUAACCUCAGGCGUCCUCCACACAAAGUUCUGGGUUGUGGACAAGAAACACAUUUACAUUGGCAGCGCCAACAUGGACUGGAGGUCCCUCACACAGGUGAAGGAGCUGGGAGCGGUCGUCUACAACUGCAGCUGCUUGGCUGCAGACCUGGGUAAGAUCUUUGAAGCCUAUUGGUUCCUGGGGGAGAGUCAAUCAAUCCCAUCACCCUGGCCCACCAGCUUCUCCACCCUCUACAACAAGGACACACCCCUCCAGCUGCCACUUAACAACACGCCGUCCAACGUCUACCUGUCGAGUUCCCCUCCGUCCUUCUGUGCAGCUGGCAGGACUCCAGACCUUCAGUCCAUCCUCAGUGUGAUGGAGGACGCCGAGAGCUUCAUCUACAUCGCUGUCAUGAACUACCUGCCCACCAUGGAGUUUGCACAUCCUAAAAGGUACUGGGCAGACAUUGACACCCAGCUGAGGCGAGUGGGGUACGAGAAGCGGGUCAAAGUGCGCCUGCUGAUCAGCUGCUGGGCCAGCACCCAACCGGCCAUGUUUCCCUUCCUGAAGUCCCUGGCCUCAGUUUAUGACCUCAAGAGCAAACUUGACAUCCAGGUGAGGCUGUUUGUUGUGCCUGCCAGCCCCAAGCAGAAGGAGAUUCCCUUUGCUAGAGUAAACCAUAACAAGUACAUGGUGACUGACAAGAUAGCCUACAUAGGUACGUCUAACUGGUCAGGUGACUACUUUGUGAGCACAGCUGGCUCAGCAUUGGUUGUCAACCAGACUGCAUCACAGUCCCUGGAGCCAACCGUCCAAUCACAGCUGAAGGCUGUGUUUGAGAGGGACUGGGACUCUGACUACAGCACUCCUCUCACCCAGCACUCAAACGUCAAAGACCUGUGUUAGUUAACAGCCAGUAUUAAAAAUACUAUAUCGGUCUACAUCAAUGUACCACCAGUGUACACUUGUGUUCAGCACAUUUUGCAAUGCCAUAUUAGUGUAAUUAUUUUAGUAUUCAGAUUAUCAUGGAUUUUCCUCUAGUCAGCUGAAACAGUUGUUCACAUUGUGUACUUGGAAACUCUUGAGCUGAAAAAUCAGACGACCUCUUAGCGAAGCGGGGUUUCCCUGUUGGCUGAGUACCAAAGGAAAAACCUGGCUUAUCACAGCUUUUGUGCCAAACUCCUAUUUGACCAGAGGGACCGGAUAUGGUUAUAACAUGGGGAGAGUUGUAACAACACCAAUUUCACCAAUUAGAGAUAAGAUAGGACUUCAUUCAGUAUUUAGCUGCUUCCUCCCUGAUCAGGCAUGGUGGUUAUCAAGUCUGGAAAGAGGUGCAUUCAGACUAUAUAGAGGAAGAAACUGAUUUUGAGGUAAGAAAGUAAAUUUUUUAACAAAGACUAUUUUUUGUUUAAUAUCUAUAUUAUUGCAGAUAGAAUUGUUUGACUUAUAUUAGAUUGAAAUGUAGUUUCUUAGGCAACAUGUGAUGCAUUUUUUCCCUUCUAAUUUCAAACCACUAUGGUAAUACAGCUAACUAAACAAUGGCUGACAGGGGUGGGGUCGGUUGUAACACUUAUUUAAAAAGUGUUACAACCAUCCAUUUUACAUUAAACUAGGUACUUUCUUGAUUUUAAUAUUUUCCAGAUUGCCUUAUGCAGUCUGGGCCCACCAAACCCGCACUCCAGGGUUACCAGCAUUAAUUUGUCAGCACUGUGACCAGUACUCCCCAUUCACAUGUUGUACACAUAUUGGCGUGUGUAUCGUCACUCGACCUUUUCCAUUCUCGGUCUCCACUGGUGGAGAGGGUAGAAAAGUGUAUGGGCAGCUUGUGAGAAGUGCCUGUGUGCAAGAAAAAGUCCCGGUACGCCAAAGAGUAAAAUAUAGAAGUGCAGGUUUAUGUACCGGUGAAUACCGGCCCACUUUAAGCACUGACUGUGACUCUGAAUAAGAAUAUACACACAUUCUCUGUGAUAUUCUUGUAGAGGAUUGCCAUUUGUAGUGAACACGUGGGUAUUUUGUAUAAAAAUUUGAGAACUCUAGCUAAAAAAUUCAGUGAGUUAUAGUUACUGAAGCAACCAUACCCGGUUCCACUACCAUCAAACCAGUAGACUGCCCAGUACUGCCAGUCUUACACUGUCAUGGGCUGGCAUGAUUUUUUUCGAAGGAAGAAUAAUAACUUACUUACAAAAUAAGAAUAUAUUUGCAUCUCUUUGCUAUUUCUAUCAAAGCUGACCUGGGAUUGAAACUACAUAAGCCUGGUAAAAUGUUAUAUUAUUCUGCGGUAACAUCAGACCAGUGCAAAAUGUGCUUUCUGUCAUGUAGUAUUAAUAGCUAGUAGCAGUAGGGGGCGCUGUUUCUGUUUUCCACUCAGGUUUGUAUCAUGCUGAGGAACCUUUUUUUUUUUUUUUUUUUUACUGUGUCCCAUAACCACCUAUGUUAAGUGAUCUAAUCAUUGAUCAGUUUUCUAGUUUUAAAGAUCAAUCACAAUUAAUGUCCUUUAUACAACUUCAACCUCAAUGGGAUUUAUUUUUAUCCCAGCUCAUCUCAGGAAGUAAAGUGUGAUUCCUUAAUUGAUCAUUUUAGUUUGCUGGAAUCUGAAAUAAUUGCUGCUCAAUCUGGUGUGCUCUGUAAACAAGAUGAGGCUUUUUAAAUUCCACACUCAGUAUUCAGGACUGCUUCUAAAGUAAACUAAUUUAAUAUGAAAGUCAGCACUGCAUACAAUAGAUUGACAGUUUGCUGCAGCAGUAAAUGAGGAUGAACUAAUUUAAUUUCCACUGUGUGGAGUGAUUGAAAAUAACAAUUAGUGAAGAGAUGGUUGUUAUGGCAACUGUACAAAGAAUCGUGUUUACUAGUAGCAGCAUGUCAUUAUUGCCUUCCUCUUUAUAAAGAAUCGACUCUAAAUAAAUGUCUUUGAAUUGAA